Messenger RNA from Betta splendens (Siamese fighting fish), 3276 nucleotides. RefSeq lists its product as uncharacterized. The transcript is spliced from 17 exons. Lineage: Eukaryota; Metazoa; Chordata; Actinopteri; Anabantiformes; Osphronemidae. The record is from RefSeq and is a predicted model, not a curated record. Bases 378 to 1097 code for a protein of 239 amino acids.
UCUGGUUGAGUCCAUCCACGGAGCCUCGACUCUGAAGCGCGUGCUGCAGCCUGUGAGGGCGACCGGCCGUCGGACGGAGGGUCCCUCGCGGGGAGGCUGCUUAUCUGCGCGUGUGUUUGCCUUGGUGACGACAGAGCUGCAGGUUCAGGCAGAGUCGACGUGUGACGCGCGAUGGGGAGUGACCUGAGCGCCGGGUCUUUGACUCACAGGGGAGUCAGCGCUGCUCACACACACACACACAGAGGCAGGAGGAGGCAGCAGCACGGCACCAGGUGGCCAAAAAAAGGAAAAGGAGAAAAGCGUGUGUGAGAAGUAGACGUGCCACAGAGUCCAGACACCAGAAGUCAAAGAAAGAGCAGGAAACGGAAAAACAAAGCAUGACCAUCGGCAAGAGCUCGAGAAAGGCCUCGGUGCGGAGCUCCAUCCGAGCCCCAAAGUUUCUGGACAAAGCCAGCGGCUUCUACGGCCGCCUGGACGAGCUGGAGGCCGUGGAGGGAAGCGGAGCGGAGCGGAACGUGACGGGCGGCGGCGGCAGAGAGGACGGAGGCGCGAGGAGCCCGAGGGUGGAAAAGGAGGAAGCUGGAGCGGCUGAUUUCAGCGAAGGCGUCGUGGGAGACGACGGCGAGACUCUGCUCCAGAGGAAACCCGGCCGCCACAGCAGCAGGUGGAGAAGGAGCUCCCGGAGGAGGCAGAAGGAGGGCGAGAAGGAGAACGCAGCCGAGCCACACGCCGCUGAGAGCGAGGCAGAGGUGGAGGAGAGAAAGGUGGAGGAGGAGGAGAGGGGGAGGGAGCCCGCGCUGGUUCACUUCCCAACUCGGGAGGACGCGGACGACCAGGUCCUGAUCAGAGACAAGAAGGCCGGGGGAGCAGAGGAGGGAGAGGAGGAGAGGGGCUCGAAGAGGGAACAGGAGAAGGGGAUGAAGGUGGCGAAGAGGAACACGAUGAAGAACUACCGCAAGGCCUUGGACCGGGCGUUCCGCCGCGGCUGGGACGCCUUCGUGGCCAACCUCUACAGCGUCACCCUCGCACCCGUGACCCCUCCGCCCUCUUCAGGACAGAAGAACCUGCACAGAUCCGUGUUGGCCGAGUUUCGGUAGAGCUGGAGAUAAAAUGAGGCCCUUUCUAGCAAUUAGUAUUUAUGAAGGUGCUGAACCGAGACUUUUAUAUGCUCUGAGCGUAUUUGAAUCGUGCAAUAGGCCUCAGAAACAAUGAUUGUUUAUUUGAGUUACUAGGUCUUAAUUACUCACUAUGAACGUGUCACAUUAUGUUGCACAUUAGCUGCUACAGACUGCAGGUGUUCUGUUUUAAUGGAGGAACCAAGCUGUUGACUUUACUGUGAUGCCAGUUAAGUCUGGCUUGUAUGUGGCAGAGUUCAGCUACAGCUGGUUCCCAUUUUACUUGCAGCACUUCAUCUCCACUUCUAGGAGCUUGUGGUGCAAAGGGGCCGCUGCUUUCUUUUGUUUAGCAUUAUGAAACUGCUAAUGUGUUGAUGUGCAAACAGAGGGAGGGGAAAAUUCCAGCUGAGCAGCGAUGACUGAUGUGUCUGACGUCUGUUUGAGUGAGAGUCGACUUCUGUUGAAAAUCAGUGCCAGCUAAUAAGCAGUCAGUUGUGGUUAAUGACAAGUAGACAAAUGCACAAAUAUAAGCCUGACUAAUCAGUGUGAAGACAUUGUCGUUGUGAUUCACGUUAACACAGGAGUAUUUGUAACAUUUUAUGGGGACAUUGCACAGUUUAUGUAUUUACAACCAACAAAAUUACACAAGAGCUAUCUCAUCCCUGUGUGUGUGUCUUCGGGUGUGGGUUGUUUAACCUGAAGCGACAAACAAUGUCAUGAACGAAUAUUUAGUUAUUAUAUAUAUAUAUAUAAUUAAUUAUAAUUAUAUAUAUAUAUAUAUAGAAUGCAAUUAUUAGUGCUCCAAUAAAUGUGCUAACAAUUUAAAUAUCAUUGUUAUCGUCAGAGUAACAGGCCGCACAGAAACAAUAGUUUACCAUAAACAAGUGUAGCCGGCAUCAGACACAUAAAAGCCAUGAAAAGAUACAUGAGGACUUUAUAUAGAGGCCUUACUCUGGUCCCCUAUGUAAAGAUUGUGCUUAUUUAGGUGUGGAUGCCUGUUCUAUGUUUGUACCCAGCAGCUUUUUGUGUCUAAAACACACAUUCCAGAAGUAACUGUAAUAGACGACAGCUUUAUUAUAAAGCUAUAAAGCUCUGCUGGAGUCUUGAAGAAUCCACUUUGUGUUUCAGAGAGUUUGUCUCCAUCGUGUGGUUGUUUUAAAAACAAAAUGUUUUUCUCAGCGGAAAUGACGUCACACCGGCACAAGUUAUUUAAUCGUUUCCCCAGUUGAACUUCGUUCGCUUUGCAAACGACAACUUUAACAAUAUAAAGCAUUUUUAUAGUUACACGACAAUAUAAUACAUUAAAAUUUAAAUAAUCCAGAGUUGAAUGUAAUUUUCGGAAAUCUCAGAGCGGGAAGAGCUGCUGAGGUCUGUCCGGUGGGAGGAGUCGUUCAGGCGGGACAUAAAAGUCAGACGGACCCGUUUCUUCUUCCACUUCCUUCUCUCAUCUGAUCGAGAUGGUGAGGACUCGUGCGUCAGCUGUUUGCUAUACAGCUGUGGCGGCAGAUGUGCAGCAGCCUCUUCACAAGUUAAGCGAGAGUCCAAGUUGACAGGCAAGAAUAAAGAUCUUUAAGCAGGCUGUGCUGAAAUCUCUUGCCGAACUCCUAAAACAAUGUGGAACACUCAGGUCUGAGUUGGUCUGAAAUUUGAGGAACGAUCCACUGCAUUUCAGUGGUCUUCAUGAGCAAGUUCUUUAAAGUGCAACAUGACUCUUCCAAAUGAAUAUGCUGUACUGACUGACGUACUGGCUUUACCAACUUCUGCUAGAUGUUUCAACUCGGGCAGAUGACAACUGUUUGUUGCUAAAGUCUUGAUCAGCUACCUUACUGAUGGCCUCAGCAUCUUCUAGAUGCAUCAGUCUGGGCAGAUGAUGGGUCUUGCAACAUUUAUGAUCAAGUAAAGUGAUUCAUUAGGACCACUUAAACUGAGGCACACUACCCCUGUAAACAAAAGAUUAAGGUAUUUUGCUGCCAGGUUGGAUGGGGAUCCUGUCCCACAGAGGUUAUGACUCUGCACAAAUCAAGCUGCUUCAAUAUGUGACUGAAUGGAAUGUUUUGAAGAUGAUCCCAUUCAAGUCUGUGGCACAGCUAUGCAUACUGCUCUGUAAUGUCUGUCUCUGAUGUACAAAAGUGACUUUAAAAUAAAUGAUAUUUAAACAAAU